GCUGCGGAUGGAGGAGGUGGGAUUGGAGACGCUAGGCUAGUUGGUGUCGGGGACGAUGGGCUGGGUGGCGGCAUGGGACGGAGGAAGCGGCGGCGAGAGAGCGUGGGCGCUGACGAGGUCGAGAACAUGGGCCACAACAACGCGCUUGGGUCCAGCUCUGACCCCAGCUCUGGCCCCAUCUCUGACCCCAACUCUGGCCCCAGCUCUGACCCCAGCGCUGACCUCGAGGCCAAAGGAUGGUGGCAGGAGCUUGCGCUGUGCGAGCUCCUGCGGAGGAGACUGCGGAAGGAGCUGGGCGAGUUAGAGGCGGCGUACAUGGGCUCGCAGGAACAAUGCGCAGAGGAGAUGGCGCACAAGGGCGGGCGACGGUGCAAGAUGGUGGCGGUGCGCGGGCUGAAGCGUUGCCACUCGCAUCAGCCGUCGCCGGUGACAUGUCCUGUGGAUCCGUCGCACAAGCUCAAACUGCGCGACUACCACGGCCAUGUCUUUAUGUGCCGCGCAGCAGGGGCGGAUCCACAGGCUGGGCGUCCGCCGCGCGGCGAUGCCCACGCGCCGACGGUGUCUACACUUGCUGAGAGCGGCGUUGCCGAGCGGUUACGAGUGGCUUACGUCGAUGAUGCUCUGGCAGUCGUCCACAAACCGGCAGGCAUGCUGACAGCGUCGUCACGCUCAGGCGAGCUUCAGAUGAUGGACGAGCUCGCCAGAGUUGCGCCAGAGCUGGUCUCGCCUGAGCUGCAGUAUGUACAUCGCCUCGAUCGCGACACGUCCGGCCUGGUGGUGAUGGCGCGGAGCAAGAUGGCGGCGCGCGAACUUUCGCUGGCGUUCAAGUCGCGGUUGGUGUCCAAGGCGUACGUGGCGCUGGCAUGUGGCGACGUUGAUCCCGCGGUGCUGGCGGCGGCCAAGGCAGCUCAAGUACACCCGUCAGAGCCUUGCAUCGGCUGGCCCGCGCUCCAGCUCGAGUGGGACGCAACACACAAAGCGCUUGUGGUCGUCUCAGGCCUUGCGUCGCACCCGGAUAUUCGCAUGCUCAACGUGGCGACGCCGAUCUCCAGCGGGGUGGGCAAACCGGCGAUGACGGUGGUUCGGGUCCUGCGCCGCGGGCUGGAGAGCUGCGACGGGUCGCCGCUCACGCUUCUGGCUAUGUAUCCGCUGACCGGGCGGACACACCAGCUGCGGGUGCACGCUGCUGCACUGGGAGCGCCACUGCUUGGCGACGAUGUGUACAACAGCGAGUUUGGCAACCGCGAGCGGUAUGGGGAUCCGGCGGCAUCAAUCCUGCAUCUGCAUGCGGCUCGGGUCGCGUUUCCGCACCCAACGACGCGCGAGGCGAUAGCAGUGGUAGGGCGUCCAGAGAUGGAGGUCUCGCGAGCGUGGCCGCGAGCGUAGCCUGGAAGUGUGGAGAGAGUUUAGGCAAAGACGUCAGCCAGCUCGUUGUACUCGGGCUGGUAGAUGAUGUUGUUCUUGCGGCGGAGCUCCUUGGCGUUGCGCGAGCGGUUGUGCUGGCGCUGGGCGGUCUGCUUGCGGCGGAUAUGGCGGGCGAGGUUGGGCGAGACGUAGUUGGGGUUCUCGUACAGCGUAGCGCCGCAGAACGAGCCGUCAAAGAUGCGGACAAUGUUGAGGACCAUGCGCGGGCCGAUCUCGACCA
Messenger RNA from Thecamonas trahens ATCC 50062, 1645 nucleotides. RefSeq names its product ribosomal large subunit pseudouridine synthase A. The record is from RefSeq and is a predicted model, not a curated record. Lineage: Eukaryota; Apusomonadida; Apusomonadidae. Gene Ontology annotation, molecular function: RNA binding; pseudouridine synthase activity. The transcript has a single exon. Bases 73 to 1386 code for a protein of 437 amino acids. Gene Ontology annotation, biological process: pseudouridine synthesis.